Molecule: messenger RNA, 285 nt
Organism: Durio zibethinus
Lineage: Eukaryota; Viridiplantae; Streptophyta; Magnoliopsida; Malvales; Malvaceae
Source: RefSeq, a predicted model, not a curated record
AUGAUAAAGAUAAAGAAAGUAAGGAGGAACCGAUAUCCAACUUCAUACGAAGUAUACGCUUUAGGUCAACAUAUAUGUACGUCUGCUCACAAAGCACGAAGAAUAAUUGAUCAGAUUCGUGGACCAGCAAAUGCUAGUCACAAUAGGGGUUUCGAUGAAGCGAGUUUAGUCAUUAGUCAAGCCGCAGUAAAUGAGGGAACUACUCUGAAAAGACUAAAACCUCGAGCUAGAGGACGGAGUUAUCUGAUAAAAAGACCCACUUGUCAUAUAACUAUCUACAUAUAG